Protopterus annectens (West African lungfish) is the source of this 5322-nucleotide messenger RNA. It is a transcript of the gene EIF3A, whose product is annotated as eukaryotic translation initiation factor 3 subunit A. The transcript has 22 exons. NCBI's taxonomy places the organism in Eukaryota, Metazoa, Chordata, Ceratodontiformes, Protopteridae. Gene Ontology annotation, biological process: formation of cytoplasmic translation initiation complex; translation reinitiation. The record is from RefSeq and is a predicted model, not a curated record. The coding region runs from base 160 to 4422 and encodes 1420 amino acids. Gene Ontology annotation, cellular component: eukaryotic translation initiation factor 3 complex, eIF3m; eukaryotic translation initiation factor 3 complex, eIF3e; multi-eIF complex. Gene Ontology annotation, molecular function: mRNA binding; translation initiation factor activity.
GAGGGCAAGUCACGUGCUACGGCCUUUUUCCGUCCCACCCGGGUAGAUUCUGCAUUAGCACGGGGGACGUGUAGUUUAAUAACUGCCGGGAUCUUUAAAACUUCGUUGUCUGUAUGCAAACAAAGUGUUGUGGCACAGUGUGUUCACUGAAAAGAAAUCAUGCCGGCCUACUUUCAGCGCCCCGAAAACGCUCUUAAGCGUGCUAACGAAUUUCUUGAAGUUGGAAAGAAACAGCCAGCUCUUGAUGUUCUUUAUGAUGUCAUAAAGAGUAAAAAGCAUCGAACAUGGCAGAAGAUACACGAGCCGAUUAUGCUGAAGUACUUGGAGCUAUGUGUGGAUCUCCGCAAGAGCCACCUGGCUAAAGAAGGCUUGUACCAGUAUAAGAACAUUUGCCAGCAGGUGAAUAUCAAAUCUUUAGAGGAUGUGGUAAGAGCCUAUUUGAAGCUGGCUGAAGAGAAGACUGAAGCUGCAAAGGAGGAAUCUCAGCAGAUGGUUCUAGAUAUAGAAGAUCUUGACAAUAUUCAGACACCAGAGAGUGUUUUGUUGAGUGCUGUAAGUGGAGAAGACACGCAGGAUCGUACAGAUCGGUUGCUUCUGACUCCGUGGGUGAAAUUUCUAUGGGAGUCCUACAGACAAUGUUUAGACCUUCUCAGGAAUAACUCAAAAGUCGAGCGCCUCUAUCAUGAUAUUGCUCAGCAGGCUUUCAAGUUUUGUCUGCUUUAUACUCGUAAAGCUGAGUUUCGCAAACUGUGUGACAACUUGCGAAUGCACUUGGGGCAGAUCCAAAGACAUCACAACCAAAGUACAGCUAUUAACUUGAACAACCCGGAGUCUCAGUCAAUGCAUUUAGAGACACGGCUAGUACAGUUAGACAGUGCUAUCAGUAUGGAACUUUGGCAGGAAGCUUUUAAGGCAGUAGAAGACAUCCAUGGUCUUUUUUCCUUGUCAAAGAAGCCACCCAAACCCCAGUUGAUGGCAAACUAUUACAAUAAGGUUUCUACUGUGUUCUGGAAGUCUGGAAAUGCUUUAUUUCAUGCUACGACUCUACACAGACUUUAUCAUCUUUCAAGAGAAAUGAGAAAAAACUUGUCACCUGAGGAGAUGCAAAGGAUGUCUACUAGAGUUCUUUUAGCUACACUUUCUAUUCCAAUCACCCCUGAACGCACAGACAUUGCUCGUCUCCUGGAUAUGGAUGGUAUCAUUUUGGACAAACAUCGUCGUUUGGCGACACUUCUGGGCUUGCAGGCACCUCCUACACGUGUUACUCUGAUUAAUGACAUGGUAAGGUUUAACGUGAUGCAGUACGUUGUUUCAGAAGUCAAAGAACUUUAUAACUGGUUGGAGGUGGAAUUUGGUCCUCUGAAAUUAUGUGGACGUGUCAUUAAGGUUUUAAAUUGGAUAAAAGACCAAGCAGAGAAGGAGUCUGAACUGCAACAGUAUAUUCCGCACUUGCAGAACAAUACCAUUCUUCGACUUUUACAGCAGGUUGCACAGAUCUACCAGAGCAUUGAAUUUUGUCGCAUAGCUUCUUUAAUUCCCUUUGUUGAUGAGUUCCUUCUUGAACGUGCCAUUGUUGAUGCAGCUAGACAUUGUGAUUUGCAAGUUCGCAUUGAUCACACAUCUCGUACUUUAAGUUUUGGAUCAGAUUUGAAUUACUCCCCUCGGGAAGAUGCACCAGUUGGUCCUUUUCUCCAAAAUAUGCCAUCUGAACAGAUCAGAAAUCAGCUAACAGCUAUGUCUACUGCUCUUGCCAAGGCUCUAGAGGUCAUUAAGCCAUCUCUUAUAUUGCAAGAAAAGGAAGAACAGCAUCAGCUGGCUGUAACUGCUUACCUGAAAAAUUCUAGAAAGGAGCACCAGCGCAUCCUUGCUCGUCGUCAGACCAUUGAAGAAAGGAAAGAAAGGCUUGAAAGUCUAAACAUUCAGCGUGAAAAAGAAGAACUUGAACAAAGGGAAGCUGAACUGCAAAAAGUACGGAAGGCUGAAGAAGAGAGACUGCGUCAAGAAGCAAAGGAGCGUGAGAAGGAGCGCAUUAUGCAGGAACAUGAACAAAUCAAAAAGAAAACUGUGAGGGAACGUUUGGAACAAAUAAAGAAGACUGAACUUGGCGCUAAAGCAUUUAAAGACAUUGACAUUGAGGACCUUGAAGAAUUGGACCCUGAUUUUAUCAUGGCAAAACAAGUUGAACAACUAGAGAAAGAAAAGAAGGAACUCCAGGAGCGUCUGAAAAAUCAGGAAAAGAAGAUUGAUUAUUUUGAAAGAGCUAAGCGUUUGGAAGAAAUUCCCUUAAUGAAGAAGGCCUAUGAUGAACAAAGAGUGAAAGAUAUGGAACUCUGGGAACUGCAAGAGGAAGAAAGAAUCUCUAACAUGAAGCUGGAACGGGAGAAAGCUUUGGAACAUAAGAAGAGAAUGUCAAGGAUGCUUGAAGACCGAGACUACUUUGUAACCAAGCUGAAAGCUGCCCGACGUUCCGUUUAUGAGGAUAAACUUAAACAGUUUCAAGAAAGGCUAGCAGAGGAAAGGAAAUUGAGAUUAGAAGAACGUAAAAAACAACGUAAAGAAAGAAGAAGAACAGACUAUUUUGCAGAAAAAGCAGAGGAAGAACAGCGACUACAAGAAGAACAGCUCAAAAAAGAGCGAGAAGAAAGAGAGCGCGUUGAGAGAGAAAAACGUGAAGCAGAAGAACGUGAAUACCAGGAACAUCUUAGAAAACUUGAAGAGGUGGAAAGGAAAAAGCGCCAACGAGAACUUGAAAUUGAAGAAAGAGAACGCAAGAGAGAGGAAGAAAGGAAGGUUGCUGAUGAUGUUUCAUCUGGUAAAAAGGAUUCCUCCCGCUGGAAAGAGCCAGAGACUGGAUGGAGAAGAGGUGGUGAUCCAGUAGUAGAUGCAGAAAAGAGACGUGGACCUCCAGAAAAGGAAUGGCGUCGUGGUGAAACGCAAGAAGAUGGAAAAGCCUUGAGUCGAGCUGAUGACAGAGAGCCAACACCCAGGAAAGAUGAUCGUGUAACGAGGAGGGUUGAAGAUGACAGAGGUCCUAGAAGAGGUCCUGAUGAGGAUAGGGGCUCCAGACUGGGGACUGAUGACAGAUUCAUUAGACGAGGGGGUGAUGAUGACAAAGACUCAAGUAAGACAGAUGACAGGGCUUCCUGGAGAACAGGCGAUGAUGAUAAACCUAAGCGGGGGAUUGAUGAAGACCGAGGUCCUAAGCGAAGUGAUGAUGAUAGAGGUGCCUGGAGAGGGCGUGAUGAUGAUAGAGGUGCUUGGAGAGGGCGUGAUGAUGACAGGGGCCCAAGGCGUGCGGGUGAGGAUGACAGGGCCCCCAGGCGUGCAGUUGAGGAUGACAGGGCCCCCAGGCGUGCAGUUGAGGAUGACAGGGCCCCCAGGCGUGCAGUUGAGGAUGACAGGGCCCCCAGGCGUGCAGUUGAGGAUGACAGGGCCCCCAGGCGUGCAGUUGAGGAUGACAGGGCCCCCAGGCGUGCAGUUGAGGAUGACAGGGCCCCCAGGCGUGCAGUUGAGGAUGAUAGGGGCCCCAGGCGUGCAGUUGAGGAGGACAGGGGCCCUUGGAGAACACGUGACGAUGAUAGAAGUUCAAGGAGAGGAGGUGAUGACGAUAGAGGUCCCUGGAGAGGCAGAGAUGAUGACAAGACACCAAGACGAGGUGGGAAUGAUGAUAGGGGGGCUUGGAGAGGAGGAGGAGAGGAAGAAAGAGGUCCCAGAAGAGGGGUCGAUGAUGACAGAGGUCCCAGAAGAGGGGUCGAUGAUGACCGAGGUCCCAGAAGAGGGGUCGAUGAUGACAGAGGUCCCAGAAGAGGGGUCGAUGAUGACAGAGGUCCCAGACGAGGAGAUGACUCUAGAGCUGUACCUUGGAAACCAUUUAGCAGGCCUGGUGGAUGGAGAGAGAGAGAGAAGGCUCGUGAAGAUAGCUGGGGUCCUCCUCGAGAUUCCGGACCAUCAGAUGAACAGGGAUGGGACAGAAAUAAAGAUGCUGAUCAUAGUGAUGAAAGGGACCGGGAUUUUGCCAGUGACAGAGAUCGAGAUUUUGAUGGUGAUCGCUUCAGAGAGCGUCGUUUUCCAAAGGAUGAUGGACCAGGUGUCUGGAGAAAAGGUGCUGCUGAUGAUACUCCAGGGUGGAAGGAAUCUGCUCGUCGUGAUGAGUGGGACAGAGAUGAUCGCCGUGGUGAUCGUGACAGAGAACGUCGGCCCCCACCUUCUCGAUCCGAAAGAGAACCGACAAGUUCAUGGAGGCGGAAUGACGACAGACAGGAUGAACGAAAAGAGGAGAGGGAUACUCCGCGCAGAGGACCUCCACGAGAUAGAGAGAGAGAUGGGGAAAAACCCUCUUGGAGACCAGAUAGAGAAAGAGAGUCUGCUCGCCGCACAAAGAAUGAUCCAGAUGAAGAUGGUUGGACUACUGUCCGUCGUUAACUUAGUUUUUCAUUGGCCUUUUAAUCAUUCAUCAGAUCACUUGUUACAUCCAGUGCAUUAUGUAUACCAUUCAUAAUGGAGAUUUCAGGACCUUUUUUGUCACCUCUGUGAAAAGCAAAUGAUACUGCUGCUUUUUUGUAGACUUUGCAGUACAUAUGGUUAAUUUCUGAAAGUUUAUGCAAACUUGGAACAUGUCAAAACAAUGCUUUUACCUAGAAUUGUAUAAUAAAUGUGAACUGUGCAAAGAGCAUCUUUUCAUCCGAAUCUAAAACAAAGGAUUACCAUUCAUCUUAAUUUGGAAGCUGGCCUGAUCUACUUUUAUGCCAUUAAGACUUACAGGAGUGAUAGGUAUGACAUGCUUAGAAACUUUCUAGCAUCUGUUAGCCAAGACAAGGUAUCUUGAAGUACUUUUAAAAUAACAUUUUAUCACAAAGCAAAACACUUGUCAGUAUGAAAAUUGCAAAGGUUUUUAUGGUACAGGUAAAAUAGAUGGAUUUACAAAUAUUCAGUAUCUACUUUCAGCCAUCACCAUACAGAGCAGUGUACUGUAUUUCUGAUUACUUGAUAUAGUCAAGAGCUCUGCUUUGCGAUACAGAAAGUGAUGAUUAUGGGAAAGUUGCUGGUUUGAUUAUCACUAUAUUGUCUGUGGUGGAAAUUACUGAUCCUUUUCUGGAGUUAUUUCUUGGCCUUCAGUGCAUUUAAUUUAAUUAUCAAAUAUUUAAAAAACAUUUUAUUUUUUUUUUUUUCGUUAGUGUGUUUUCCUCCUCACUUGAAUAUUGGCUGUAUUGGCUUUGAAUAGAAAACAUGCAAUAUCGCAGAUGUCAUUAUCCGAUCUUAAGUCAAUACUGACUAUUCUGUUUUCCCUUUGAUUUAAUAAAUUACUUGGGUAAUUCCCUUCAA